Molecule: messenger RNA, 2075 nt
Organism: Bursaphelenchus xylophilus (pine wood nematode)
Lineage: Eukaryota; Metazoa; Nematoda; Chromadorea; Rhabditida; Aphelenchoididae
Source: the annotation of a GenBank genome assembly
AUGGUUUCCGCAUUACACAGCUUGUUCCGUAUAUGGAGACCCAAGAAAAUGAUGGCAAGGCCAGAGAAGGUAUGAUUAACCAAGUCAACUCUUCUAUGUUCAAAUUAGUCACAUAGCCAGCUAGUCACUUUUGUUUCCUCACCAUUUUUUGUGACAUUCUGUUUCGGUCGAUCUCAGGUCAACGAAGUGUCAAAAUUAUCCGGAUUUCUAUUUUCUUUGGUGUUCGUUGGAAAGACUGGACGAAUUGUCUUUUCUCCAACUAUUCAUCUCUCGAGUCAAGACCAGGUGGCAAUUUUUUAUAUCUUGUUAUACAUAUAUUCCAUCUCUUGAAGUAGAUUAUGUUUCUUUUGCUGAAAAAAAAAUCUUUUUUUCUCCACUUUCGAUGAAGCAGGCCGGUGGCUUCUAUUUCCCAAUUAUUUCGUACUGAUCUUUUAAUUUUGCUUGUUUUAGGUAAAUAUGAAUGCGUUGUCAAAACCCGAGCUACUAACAGAUUCCAAGGACAGCAUUGGUGACUUUCAAAUUCGUAUGUUUUUUAAAUGUUAUGCUUUUAAGAACGUUGGAAUACAUUGUUUGGAUACAAAUUUACAAAGUGUUUUAGUUCCUUUGGCCAGAUCUGGGCAUAGAUGUUUCUGUACGGGAGAUCAUUUUUACGUGGUCGGUGGUUACAAUCCAUCCUACAGAGGCAAGAUGAUCAAUGACGUCUGGUGCCUAAAUUUGUUGACACGUCGUUGGAAACGAGUAAAACUGGAUAAAGAAUUACCUCACACGCUGGCCUCAUUCUCGUGUAAGUCACAUUUAGUUUUAUCUGAAAUUUAUGGAUUUAGUGAGUUAUGUCGAUGAAUUGGGGACUUUUUACCUGUAUGGCGGUACCGGGUUUCCCUUUGGACAAACUAUAUCCACGGACCUUUAUGCAUGUACGCUUGUAAAGCCAGAUGAGUGUUCUGUUAGAAAGAUUCCCAUCGACAAUCCGAAGUCCGCUCCUGUGGUUUAUGGUCACUCGGCUGUUCAUCGUUAUAUAAAUGGAAACUUCACAGUAAGGUUGAAAUCAGAAUAUAACUACUUUUUUGUAACGGGUUUAUGUGUCCGCUUUUUAGGAGGUUUACAUUGUUGGCGGAACAGAAGGCGCACAUUACGACAUGACUGUUACCAAACUGACGAUUUUCGAGGAUCAUGCAAGAUUCGAACGAGUCAGUACUCCAGAGAACGAACCCAAUGGUCGCUAUCGACAUGAAUCUGUUUUUAUUGGGAAUACGAUCGUUUCCUUGGGAGGUUCCAAUCAACUUGUUGCCAUUCCUAUGAAAAGAGUAAGAUAUUAUUUUAAGUUACCUAAACUUGAUUUUGCUAUGAAUGGAACGCAAUAAUUCAUUGUUUUUUACAGCUGGACGCUUUCGACAUAAGGACGUUGGAAUAUAGCAAGAUAACCACCAAACCUGACCCUCGGUGGCGUUUUCCAAGAGCUCGAAAAGGCCAUUCGGUUGUUCAGUCUGGAAACUUUGCCAUUCUUUUCGGCGGGUUUGAUCCUCCUGCCACUGUAAGUUGAUUUAAUUUAUUUCGAGAAUAUCCCCAUUGUUUCAGGAACACAGUGAUGGAGAAUUACUCAGUGAUGUUUGGUGUCUCGAUUUGAGGAGCUUAGAAUGGAAACGUUCCAACUUCCAAUUGCCUUGGGGCGUCUUCUUCCAUUCUGCUGCUGUCAAUCAGGUAAAACUUUAGUUUGAGGGCAGAUUACUUCGCUUUUAAAUCAAUUUGACUUCAUUGUCCUUUUAGUUGAAUCAAGUCGUUUCAUUUGGUGGCUGCGCCCAAGUUGCAUCUAAGCGGGUAGAUGACACAAUUGGCUUUCACAUUGCACCUCCACCUUUAUCUUAUCUGGCGGCCCGGGUGUAUCUCAACUUCCUUCCGACAACUUCUGACCAGAGUAAUGUCAGUUAUUCGACUAUCAUACGUCUCGCCCAGGAUGCAUUAUCACCGAAGCUUACUGCAGCGUAAGAGGACUAGAACUGAAGAAUAGAGUUAAUUCAUAUUUUAUCGAGAGAAGGAAACGGGUUCUUCUAAAUUAUAUGUACAUAAAAGACGGUUAA